GCUCACUCAUCAAAUCCAUUCCCCAUCAGGCUCCAGCCAGUUCGAUGUCGCUCAACCUCGUCGAGGACUCCGAGGCCUUCGAAGCCGCGCUGCACUUUGUGGACGAGUUCGUAGCAUGCGGCGACUGUACGGAUCAGCGAAGCGAAGAUGAUGUUGCUCUCACACGCGCGCUGGAUGGUCUUCCGUCGCCCACUGAAUUGGCAUUAGUCGAGACUCAAACCGAAGCUCCCGCAGCUAAAACCUCUGCUAAAACGAAGGCUAGGAAGGUCUCAAAGCCUAAAAGGCCACUAAACUAUAACCCCAACAGAGCGAGGGAACAGCAACGCAAGGAGCUUCUGUAUCUCCGCGAGAAGGUCGUGGAGAUGGAGCAGGAGCUCAAUGCGUUGCAAAGCACACGUCGACCAAAGACGUUAACAGAGGUCGAGGGAGAUAAACAAGAAGACGAAAGAGAAAACGUAGCGCUCGCGGGGUUUAACGCUCCUGAAGUGUGGAAGGAGAUGGCCAGUCAUCAACUGGAGCAGAGACUCAAGUCUGAACGGGAGAAUCGCAGGCUUAAAGCUGUGCUGGAGGGACAGAUCAAGAUCGGCAAGAGUCUAGCCAAGCUGCUAGAGGCUACGUCGACCACGCAGCCAAUGGAGUCGUGUGUGUAUGGGCCACAGCGUACGCGACGUAUGCACGCUUCCGCGCCGGAUCGUACCGGUCCAGGGAUCUUUGCCGAGCUCAUGGCAGGUGUCGAUGAUUCCUACCGUGAGGUGGACGAUGUAUUCCGAGCUAAUGGAUUGGGAGAAAUGGAGUCAUCUUUCAGUGACGCAAAGAUGCGCGUGGGUCCCGACGGAGUGUACAUGGAAAUCUUUGCCAACAAAGUUCUACCGUUCGAUGUGGCGUCUACGGGAACUGCAGCGUGGCAAUACUUUGCCAAGUCGAUGGAGCACAUGCCCUUCCGUUUCUUCUACCAGAAAGACCCACAGAACUUGGAGACAACGGACGAUACGAUUGUCGAGAGUUUCGGUAUGGAAUUACACGCCAACGGCACGCAGGCAGAUUUCCGCGUUAAAGAAGUUUUACGUCGCUACGUGGACGAAGAUCGCGUGGUGAUUGUCUGGCGGUCAUUCAUUGACCCCGUCGAGUUCUCUGGCGCACCAUUACGCGGAGCAGAAUUCAGAGAGAAAGGUUACAUUGUCAUUCGCCGUCCACGCGGUAUGGCCGAGAACUAUGCACUGCUGCAGACAUGUUAUCUCAUUCAUCCGGAUACGCCGGUGCACUCUUUGAGUGACGACGGUGCUAUCACUGGUGCGCUGACCGAUUUCGUUCUCAGCGGAACAGCUGCAAACAUUGCCGCCGGACACCAAAUGAUCGAGAACAUCCUGUUCAACGAGGCCAUGAAGACCAAUAGUCGUGUCUAAAGACGGGCUGUUCAGUAGGUGGGAAGGUGGAUACGGAUCUCAACAUAAUGUUUACCAUGUAUGUAUGUACAAACCUGAAGAUGACCACCUUGUACGUUGUUUAUAAAUCACUCCUCAC
This is a messenger RNA of Phytophthora nicotianae INRA-310, 1521 nucleotides long. RefSeq lists its product as hypothetical. The transcript has 3 exons. The record is from RefSeq and is a predicted model, not a curated record. Lineage: Eukaryota; Oomycota; Peronosporomycetes; Peronosporales; Peronosporaceae. Bases 45 to 1403 code for a protein of 452 amino acids.